Argentina anserina (silverweed cinquefoil) is the source of this 2454-nucleotide messenger RNA. Its product is annotated as tRNA-dihydrouridine(47) synthase [NAD(P)(+)]-like. Lineage: Eukaryota; Viridiplantae; Streptophyta; Magnoliopsida; Rosales; Rosaceae. The record is from RefSeq and is a predicted model, not a curated record. Bases 13 to 2136 code for a protein of 707 amino acids. The transcript has 10 exons. Gene Ontology annotation, molecular function: flavin adenine dinucleotide binding; metal ion binding; RNA binding. Gene Ontology annotation, biological process: tRNA processing.
CUUAACACCACCAUGGGAGGCGAUUCCGAAGCUGGUCCGGUCCCCGAUGCCUCCAACGGCGUGGCUGCAGCGUUGGCGGCUCAGAGGACGCCGGAGGAGCUCGUAGCCAAGUCCAUCGCUCCGGUGAAGAAACAGUACCUUCGCCCUCCUCCCCUCAGGCCUUGCUCCAAGGAUCAAAACGACGCCGUGCCCGAGGGCAGCGCGAAGUCGUCUACCGUAGUGAAGGAGAAGAAGUCCAAGCGGCAGCUCAAGCGGGAACGCCGCGAGGUACAGAAAUCCCCCCUCGGUAUAUGUCCAGAGGUAGCAAAGAGAGGAGAUGUUACUCGGUGUCCGUAUAAGGAUAAGUGCCGCUACAGCCACGACAUUGAAGCCUAUAAAGCUCAGAAACCUGAGGAUAUAGAGGGUGAAUGUCCUUUUAUGGCUGUCGAUGAGCCGUGUCCUUAUGGUUUGUCAUGUAGGUUUAUGGGCACGCAUAAAGAUGGUGUUGCGGAUGGGGAUGUGAAUGCUCAUAGAAGAAACUCUGAGAUUAAUGGAUUAAGCAAAAAUGUUCAAAAGCUUUUGUGGAAAAAUAAAGUGAAGUUCACCAAGGCAGAUGCCAAACUCAAGGCUCUUGGUCUCAUGGGACAUGCCAAAUCAAAAACAGUUGCCACAUCAAAGGAGAAUGGUUCAGUUUCAAAGGAUUGUGAUGUUACUGAUGGAAAUGGCUGCAGUGAAUUUCCAUGUAACACAGAUGAUAAGUUGGAGGAAACUGCUGAAAUAAAAGAAGACGGAUGUGUUGAUGAAACAUUUCCAUCUGAUGAAAUGGAUUUGUCUGCUGAAGUAAAAGAAGAGGGAGGUGCUAAUGAUACAUUUCCAUCUGAAGAAUCUAGGCCAUCAAAGAAAGCAAGAUCUGUAUUCGAAGAGGAGUUUGUCACUGGUGAAGCAGAUGAUGGAGGUGCGAGUGCUGCAGGAAAAGUUGUUGGGAAAACCUGCCUGCAACCUGAACCAGAAGCUGCAGCUAAUGUUGAAUGCUUAGAAAAUGAUAAAAUUUUAAAGACACACCCACGUGAAAAAAAAAUUAUUGACUUCAGAGAAAAGUUGUACCUUGCACCUCUGACGACAGUUGGAAAUCUUCCAUUUCGAAGGGUUUGCAAAGGUUUGGGGGCAGAUAUUACUUGUGGUGAAAUGGCGAUGUGCACAAAUCUUUUGCAGGGGCAAGCGUCAGAAUGGGCCUUGCUGAGGAGACAUUCAUCCGAGGAUUUGUUUGGAGUUCAGAUAUGCGGAGCAUAUCCAGACACGGUUGCACACACUGUUGAACUUAUAGAACAAGAAUGUACUGUGGACUUCAUUGAUAUCAAUAUGGGGUGUCCAAUAGAUAUUGUUGUGAACAAGGGUGCUGGCUCAGCUCUUCUAACAAAACCAAUGCGAAUGAAAGGCAUUGUGCAAGCAGCUUCUGGUACAGUUGACAUUCCUAUGACUGUCAAGGUCCGCACAGCCUAUUUUGAAGGGAAAAAUCGCAUUGACUCACUUAUUGCUGACAUGGGCAACUGGGGAGCUAGUGCAGUAACAAUACAUGGUAGAUCACGACAGCAACGUUACAGCAAGCUUGCAGAUUGGGAAUAUGUCUACCAGUGUGCUAAAAAAGCCCCUGAUUCAUUGCAAGUCCUUGGAAAUGGAGAUGUAUUUUCGUAUGUAGAUUGGAACAAGCACAAGGUUGAGUGUCCUCAAUUGUCGUCAUGCAUGAUUGCUCGAGGAGCACUAAUCAAGCCUUGGAUUUUUACAGAAAUAAAGGAGCAGAGGCACUGGGACAUUACAUCUGGGGAGCGAUUUAACAUUUUGAAAGAUUAUGUACGCUGUGGCCUUGAACAUUGGGGCUCUGACACGAAAGGUGUUGAGACAACUAGACGUUUCCUGUUAGAAUGGCUCAGCUACACUUGUAGAUACGUGCCUGUUGGUCUUCUAGAUGUCAUCCCACAACGACUGAGCUGGCGCCCACCUACUUAUUUUGGACGUGACGACCUUGAGACACUAAUGGCUUCUGAUUCUGCAGCUGACUGGGUUAGGCUCUCUGAGAUGUUGCUCGGGAAGGUUCCAGAUGGUUUCACGUUUGCACCGAAGCAUAAAUCCAAUGCUUAUGACCGAGCAGAAAACGGCUAAUAUUUGCAGGGUUGGUUUAUCAACGUUUUUGUGGACUAAGCAGACAGGUAUUGUCUAUGCCUCAUUCAACUUUUGGGUACUGUUCGUGGAAGCGGCUGACACAGUACAUUGUUUCCAAACAAUAGCACUCAAGUCUGCUGAUAUUGUUUGAGUACCCCUCAGCUCGACUUAAAUUUAGAGAUGACAAUGUGUCAACCUCCAAUUUUGAUGCUUUUUCGAUUGUUAGGAUAAUAUUCUUGAUAAAGAUCAUUCACAUCAGACAUUGUGUUAUAAACAAGUGGCAUUCAAUUAUUUUUCAAUAGAUUAAAUUUAGUGGUA